Molecule: messenger RNA, 1584 nt
Organism: Opisthorchis viverrini
Lineage: Eukaryota; Metazoa; Platyhelminthes; Trematoda; Opisthorchiida; Opisthorchiidae
Exons: 8
Coding region: 1-1584 (527 amino acids)
Biological process (GO): protein desumoylation
Cellular component (GO): nucleus
Molecular function (GO): deSUMOylase activity
Source: RefSeq, a predicted model, not a curated record
AUGAAGCGCCCCCACGAAUUGGCUGCAGUUUUCGAUACAAACAGUUCCCAGUACUUGCCUCCAUCCGCUCUUUCCCUUUCCCAUCCGACAACUACGAAGCGGAUUCGAACAGACCGACUGCACCCGAACACCAUUCACUUCUUCCGAUCUGCGCAAAUGAGCAUUUACGAACGAAUCUUCAAGUCACCUGGUCGGCAAUCCACAACUGAUGCGAAUGCAUUACCCAAGGGCCGGGCUUGUGGUGGAGGCACCGAGAAUGAUACGUUCCUUCGACCUGUGGGAAUACCACGCCGCCCAGUUUCUCUUACACUGGGUUCAGAAGGUAACAUUCUCAACGAACUGGCUGUCGUCAAACAACAAUCAGUCAGCACAGAGAAUUUAGCGUGGCCACCGCGGUCGACUGGUGGGAAUGUAGCACAACCUGUGCUCAGCUCGACUCCGUCAGCCAAGCUUCUGACUACUCCAAACAGAAGUAUUCCCAAGACCCAGGACGCCACUCCCAUAGAACGCCAGUUGUACAGACGCCUACUAACCCAAGCUGCUCUAUCCACCCCGCCCGUGAAUCGAAAACAUUGGGAUGAAGGACGAUCGAAAGCAACCAAUGAACUGACCAUUGUGAUUGAUGACAACGAGCCUACCUCUGGGGGUCAGGCAUCUGUCAUAACGCGACGCGCCAUAUCCCCGAUCCGAUUUCCGCACGAACAUGCCAAUUCCAGCUCGUCAGCCAAUGAAGAAGUGGCUGACCAAGAGGCCCGCGCAUGGUUAAAAUCGUGCGAACAGACGCCCUAUUUAUCCGAGGUUUGGCUGGCAAAUCUCACCACCAGCUAUCAGUCUAAAGCAAAGCAGCGGGAGCGAGAGCGUCAGUUAGCCGAGGCGAAACUGCAACACUGGGAGAAACAGAGAGUUGCCGAUCACAAGCGCAGGAUGGACAAUCUGGAACAACGUUUGGCAUGUCUCUUGCUAACGCCGCCCGUGCUAUCUGACCCCUACUUGGUCCCACAGCCCAUUCCUAUUGAACUGCCCUACAAACCCAGAAGAAUCGUCCCCGUGCUUCCUGCCUUGCCCGAACUCACAGAAUCCCAACUGGCCGAGGUCGAUACUGCCCUACGCGGAGAAGGCCCGGAUGUAGUUCUGGUGGAAAACUUUCGGCUUUCAGUAACGAGGCGUGAACUGAGAACCUUAUCCGGGACGAAUUGGCUAAGCGAUAUGCUUUUAUACAACCGGAGCCAGCAGUCACCAAGCGCUCCAAACGGCUUCGAUGUGUUAUCGAAGCUUCCUCGGAUCGCUGUCAUGUCCACUUUUUUCUAUCCGAAGCUGACCGCUCCGACUGGCGGGGGUUACUCCAGUGUACGACGCUGGUCCAGACAACUCAAACUAUGUGACCAAGAUCUGGUGCUCAUCCCGAUUCACGAUCGAGGGAUGCAUUGGUGUUUGGCGGUUGUUUUGACCGCCAAACCCACUCACUCGGCUAAUCGUGAGCAUAUUCGAUUCCAUGGAUUUUCUGACUUCGCUCCAUGUGGUCCUGAAGCCUCCGUUAUCUCUCUGCAAUCUUACGAGCCGGAAUCUUGUGAUUUGUCAAGAUAA